Molecule: messenger RNA, 10963 nt
Organism: Oryzias melastigma (Indian medaka)
Lineage: Eukaryota; Metazoa; Chordata; Actinopteri; Beloniformes; Adrianichthyidae
Gene: nbeaa
Product: neurobeachin a
Exons: 61
Coding region: 398-9574 (3058 amino acids)
Biological process (GO): intracellular protein localization
Cellular component (GO): membrane; cytosol
Molecular function (GO): protein kinase binding
Source: RefSeq, a predicted model, not a curated record
UCGGAGUACGCAUGCGCGAGUAGAGCGCGCAACCGCAGACAGGGGGCGUCAACAUGUCUCCUUCAUCCCCGCCGCACUGACUGCAACCUGCACUGCGACCAGAGGGGGAGACAGAUAGAGCAGAGACAGGGACGUGCUACCAUUCUGUCAAAGUCUCCAUCAUUUUCUUUUUUUUUUCCUUUCUUCCCUCCAGCUUUAUGAAUCUCUACGCAUUUUUUCGGGAUUAGAAUCAUUUCGGAGGAACUUAAAAGGCGCCGCUUCCCGCUCUUUAUUUUGUUGUUUUCCUGUCCUGCGCAGUGGAUGAUUUUUGAGCAGAGGCAGCGGCAGACGCCCGGGUUGUAGAGCAGGUGUGAGAGACAGCGGGGACCGCUCCUCUCCUCCCUGUUUCCAAGGGGAAAUGUCGAGCGAGAAGCCGGUUUCAGCACCGCCGGGCUCCGCUUCCUCGCUCGCGGACACAGACUCCCACCUUCCGCUGGGCUUCUCCUCUCAGCCGCAGCCGCCGCCGCCACCGCAGGUCGCCGCGGGCGCUGGCUCCGGCUCCACCGCGGAAAGGAUGGUGUCCGCGGCCGGUUCUAUGGUCCUCCCCGCCGGGGUGAUCAACCCCGCGGUUCCGAUCAGGAAUAUCCAAAUGAAAUUCGCGGUGGUGGUGGGCCUGAUCCAGGUCGGAGAGGUUAGCAACAGGGACAUCGUGGAGACGGUUCUCAACCUGCUGGUGGGUGGCGAAUUUGACCUGGAGACGAACUUCAUCAUCCAGGAGGCGGAGAGCAUCGGCUGCAUGGUGGAGCUGCUGUCCCACUGCGAGGUGACGUGCCAGGCCGAGAUCUGGAGCAUGUUCACAGCCAUACUGCGCAAGAGCGUGCGCAACCUGCAGACCAGCACCGAGGUGGGCCUGAUCCAGCAGGUGCUGCUCAAAAUGAGCACUGUGGACGACAUGAUUGCAGACCUCCUGGUGGACAUGCUGGGAGUCCUGGCCAGUUACAGCAUUACAGUCAAGGAGCUUAAGCUCCUCUUCAGUAUGCUGAAAGGAGACAAUGGCAUCUGGCCAAGACACGCCAUCAAACUUCUGUCAGUGUUGAACCAGAUGCCUCAGAGACACGGUCCCGAUACCUUCUUCAACUUCCCGGGACGCAGCGCAGCGGCUAUAGCAUUACCCCCAAUCGCCAAAUGGCCCUACCAGAAUGGAUUCACUAUCAACACUUGGUUUAGGCAGGAUCCACUCAACAACAUCAAUGUGGACAAAGAUAAACCAUACCUUUAUUGUUUUCGCACAAGUAAAGGAAUCGGUUACUCUGCCCACUUUGUGGGAAACUGUCUCAUCGUGACCUCGCUAAAGUCAAAAGGAAAAGGCUUCCAGCACUGUGUGAAAUACGAUUUUCAACCUCGCAAGUGGUACAUGAUCAGCAUCGUCCACAUCUACAACCGCUGGAGGAACUCAGAGAUCCGUUGCUAUGUCAACGGACAGCUGGUCUCCUACGGUGACAUGGCCUGGCAUGUCAAUACCAAUGAUAGCUAUGACAAAUGCUUCCUUGGUUCAUCGGAGACAGCGGAUGCAAACCGAGUGUUUUGUGGCCAGCUGGGAGCUAUCUAUGUUUUCAGCGAGGCUCUGAACCCAGCUCAGAUCUUUGCCAUCCACCAGCUUGGCCCAGGAUACAAGAGCACGUUCAAGUUCAAGUCAGAGAGCGACAUCCACCUGGCCGAGCACCACAAGCAGGUGCUGUACGACGGCAAGCUGGCCAGCUCCAUCUCCUUCACUUACAACGCCAAGGCCACGGACGCCCAGCUUUGCUUGGAGUCUUCGCCCAGAGAAAACCCAUCCAUCUUCGUCCACUCGCCGCACGCGCUCAUGCUGCAGGAUGUGAAGGCCAUAGUGACCCACUCCAUCCACAGCGCCAUUCACUCCAUAGGAGGCAUCCAGGUCCUGUUCCCGCUCUUUGCUCAACUGGACUUCAAGCAGCUGAACGACAGCAGUGUGGACACCACAGUCUGUGCUACUCUGUUGGGGUUCCUGGUGGAGCUCCUGAAAAGCUCUGUGGCAAUGCAGGAGCAAAUGCUGGGAGGGAAAGGCUUUCUGGUGAUCGGGUAUCUUCUUGAGAAGUCGUCACGAGUCCACAUCACCCGGGCAGUACUCGAGCAGUUCCUCUCUUUUGCCAAGUAUCUGGAUGGUUUACCUCAUGGAGCGCCGCUCCUCAAACAGCUCUGCGACCAUGUCCUCUUCAACGCUGCCAUCUGGAUACACACCCCUGCCAAGGUUCAGCUGUCCCUCUACACGUACCUGUCGUCGGAGUUCAUCGGCACGGCCACCAUCUACACCACCAUCCGGCGUGUGGGCACAGUCCUGCAGCUGAUGCACACGCUCAAGUACUACUACUGGGCUGUAAACCCUCUAGAGUGCAGCGGAAUCGGCCCUAAAGGUCUCGAUGGGCCAAGGCCGUCCCAGAAGGAGAUCAUCUCACUGCGAGCCUUUAUGCUUCUUUUUCUCAAACAGCUAAUACUAAAGGACCGAGGCGUGAAGGAGGAUGAGCUGCAGAGCAUCCUCAACUAUCUACUCACCAUGCAUGAGGAUGAGAAUAUCCACGAUGUGCUCCAGCUGUUAGUGGCUCUUAUGUCUGAACAUCCAGCGUCCAUGAUCCCUGCUUUUGACCAGAGAAAUGGCAUAAGAGUGAUCUGUAAGCUUCUGGCCUCCAAGAGUGAAAGUAUUCGGGUUCAGGCGCUCAAAGUUCUGGGUUACUUCCUGAAGCACCUGGGGCACAAGAGGAAAGUGGAGAUCAUGCACACACACAGCCUCUUCACGCUGCUGGGAGAGAGGCUGAUGAUGCACACCAACACCGUUUCUGUCACCACUUACAACACUCUGUAUGAGAUCCUGACGGAGCAGGUCUGCACCCAGGUGGUUCACAAACCUCAUCCUGAGCCCGACUCCACUGUGAAAAUCCAGAACCCCAUGAUUUUGAAGGUAGUGGCCACCCUGCUGAAGAACUCCUCUCCCAGCGCGGAGCUAAUGGAAGUCAGGAGACUCUUCCUCACCGACAUGAUAAAACUCUUCAGUAACAGCCGUGAAAACCGACGCUGUUUGCUGCAGUGCUCGGUGUGGCAGGACUGGAUGUUCUCCCUCGGUUACAUCAACCCCAAGAACCCAGAGGAGCAGAAAAUAACCGAGAUGGUGUACAACAUCUUUAGGAUCCUCCUGUAUCAUGCCAUCAAAUAUGAAUGGGGAGGAUGGAGGGUCUGGGUCGACACCUUGUCCAUCGCACAUUCAAAGGUGACUUACGAAGCGCACAAGGAGUAUUUGGCUAAGAUGUAUGAAGAGUACCAGCGCCAGGAGGAGGAAAACAUGAAGAAGGGAAAGAAAGGCUCCGUCUCCACAAUCUCCGGCCUCUCUGCGACGCCUGCCCCCGUCGUCAACGGCAACCUGGAAAUUGACGACAACUCCCAAACGCAGACACCUGAGAGCGAGGCGGAGUACAGUGAAGGAGCCGUGGGCGACUCCCGCAACCUCCUCGCUGACGGUGCUGUGAAGAGACCCAACGGAGAGGCUUUGACGCCGGGGGAUCAAGGCGCCGGUCCAGGAGUCAGAGUGGAGGUUCACGACCUCCUGGUGGACAUCAAGGCUGAGAAGGUAGAGGCUACUGAGGUGAAGUUAGACGACCUGGACCUGUCUCCAGAGGGACUCAGUGGAGGAGUUGGCAGCGGGGGAGGCGUGGGGAUGGAAAACGGACCUCUGGUGGAGGUGGACUCCCUCCUGGACAGUGCCUAUUGCUCCGUGGUUCAGAACCUCAACGGGAAUUUGGCGUCCAAAGACGACACGUCGGGUUCGGGCGUUGGAAUAGGAACAAACCUGGGUCUUUCGGGAGUGAGCCUGGAGGAUGAUGGGAACAUGGGUCCUCUCAUCACACUAGCUGAUGAGAAAGACAGUGUUCCAAGCAACAAUGGAUUUCUCUUCAGUAAGGUCGACGAGAAGUUACUUCCAGCUCUCGCAGCCACAGACCCCCUCGUACUACCAAGUCCAGACCAGCCACCCCCCUCCAGCACGGCACCCCCUCACUCCACCACCAGCGCCAGCGAUGACCUCAGCCUGCUAGCACACAUGACCAGCUGCGGCUCCGACUUAACGCAGACGCAGAGCCUCUCCUCGGGCAAACUUCCUGAAGACGGGCCCUUCAAGAUCCAGAGCCCUCUGGCCGACAUCAGUUCAAUCGCAGAAGCCGAGAGCCAAAAUCAGAUGAAGGCAGCGUCCAGAUCCGAUUUUCCAGACGGAGAAGGCACGGCUGCGAUGGAGGGGGAGUGUUCGGGGCUCAAGACCGGAGGGGACACGGUCAGCACCACCUCCGAUACGGAGAGGUCAGAUGACGGAAAAGACAAGGAUAUAAAGAAAAUCCAAACCACAGCAACUACUCAGGCCCUACAUGGUCGUACUGCCGCUCAGCUGGAGCGGGACCUGCGGGUCGAUCUGGGCUUCAGAGGCAUGCCCAUGACGGAGGAGCAGCGGCGGCAGUUCAGCCCCGGUCCACGCACCACCAUGUUCCGCAUCCCAGAAUUCAAGUGGUCUCCAAUGCACCAGAGGCUGCUGACUGACCUGCUGUUUGCUCUGGAGACCGACGUGCAUGUGUGGAGGAGUCAUUCCACCAAGUCUGUGAUGGAUUUCGUGAACAGCAACGAGAACAUCAUCUUCGUCCACAACACCAUCCACCUCAUUUCUCAGAUGGUGGACAACAUCAUCAUCGCCUGUGGAGGCAUCCUUCCUCUCCUGUCAGCUGCUACUUCCCCCUCUAGUUCUAAGACUAGUGCCAACACUAAGGCAGGAGGAGCCGGACCCCAGAGGGGUUCAAAGGGAGAGGAGGUGACCCCUGUUCCUGGGGGAGGAAGCGCAGGGGGAGAGACGGAGUUGGAGAACAUUGAAGCCACACAGGGCAUGUCCUCAGAGACGGCGGUCACCUUCCUGUCUCGCCUCAUGGCCAUGGUGGACGUCCUGGUGUUCGCCAGCUCCCUCAACUUCAGCGAGAUCGAAGCAGAGAAGAACAUGUCCUCAGGAGGGCUGAUGAGGCAGUGCCUUCGCCUCGUAUGCUGCGUGGCCGUCAGGAACUGCCUGGAGUGCAGGCAGAGACAGAGGGACCGCAGCUGCAAGUCCUCCUUAACCAGCAGCAAGUCACAGGACAGCCUCCUCCACAGUGCCUCCACAGCCAGCAAGCAGGAUCCAGACAGACUCCUGCAGGAUGUAGACAUCAAUCGUCUGCGAGCUGUGGUCUUCAGAGAUGUGGACGACAGCAAGCAGGCUCAGUUUCUGGCUCUGGCAGUGGUUUACUUUAUAUCAGUUCUCAUGGUGUCAAAGUACCGGGACAUCUUGGAACCACAGCGGGAGAUCGGCAGGUCUACCAGCCUAUCAGGGAGAAGCAUUCGCCAUGAGAUCAACUCACCCACCAGUACAGAACACCCCUCCAAUGCCUUCUCUGACCGGGAUAAACAGACCCCCACCCCCGUGGAUGACUCUCCUCGAGGCGGACUCCCCCACACCGACUCGGGCAUCGGAGAGGAGGGCCAUGUGGCCGGGUCCCUGAACGGAUCGGAGAUGGGCCUGGGCCUGGGCUUGGGCCUGGUGGGGAGGGAGACGGACAGAGACCGAGACAGAGACAUUGGAGGGGGCGGGGGAGGGAGCGGGGGAGGAGGCGCAGAUCUGCUGUGCAGUCUGUCCGACGUUCGAAGGUCACAGGAGAGCCUUCUGGAUUCUCCUCACAACCCCGGCUCCACCCCCAACUCCAGCCAGGCUCCGCCUUCGUCCAUCUCCAGCAUCAGUCAGACAAACAAAGGCAUCAAUGUUAAGGAGAUCCUGAAGAGCUUGGUGGCGGCUCCCAUCGACGGUGCAGAGUUGGGACAGGAGUCCGGACCGACCCCCUACCACCCGGACCCGGCUCUGAAGACGCACCCCAUGUUACCGAUGCAGUUUCACUCCUUUGACAGGAGUGUCGUGGUUCCGGUGAAAAAGCCUCCCCCUGGCAGUCUGUCCGUCAACACGGUGGGCACGCCCACCACCAGCGGGGCGGCCUCCGCCGGCAGCACGCCCAACAUCUUUGCUGCCGCCACAGCAACACCCAAGAGCAUGAUCAACACCACAGGUGCGACUGACUCUGCCUCCUCUUCCUCGUCCUCCUCUUCGUCGUUUGUCAACGGUGCGACAAGUAAGAAUUUACCAGCUGUGCAAACAGUGGCCCCCAUGCCAGAAGACACCAUGGAGAACAUGAGUGCCUAUUGUGAGGUGGCGCAGUGCGCGCUGCGCAGCGGUCAGACGCCCCCUGAGCUCAAGUCUUUUAGCUCUCUGGCAGGCUUCCAGGCAGCCCCCCGAGAUGCAGGACAGUGUUUUAGUAUCACCACAAAGCUGGAGCGGGCUUUGGAGAAGGUGGCCCCCCUGUUGAGGGAGAUCUUCGUGGACUUCGCUCCCUUCCUGUCGCGGACACUGCUGGGGAGUCAUGGGCAGGAGCUGCUCAUAGAAGGUACAGGUCUGGUGUGCAUGAAGUCCAGCACGUCUGUGGUGGAGCUCGUCAUGCUGCUCUGUUCUCAGGAGUGGCAGAACUCCAUUCAAAAGAAUGCUGGUCUAGCUUUCAUCGAACUCAUUAAUGAAGGAAGACUUCUUUGCCACGCCAUGAAGGAUCACAUUGUGCGUGUGGCCAACGAAGCUGAGUUCAUUCUGAACAGACAAAGAGCCGAGGACGUGCACAAACAUGCUGAAUUUGAGUCUAACUGCGCUCAGUACGCUGCAGACAGGAGGGAGGAGGAGAAAAUGUGCGAUCACCUCAUCAGCGCGGCGAAGCACCGAGAUCAUGUGACCGCCAACCAGCUGAAACAGAAGAUCCUCAACAUCUUGACCAAUAAGCACGGAGCGUGGGGGACAAUGUCACAGAGUCACAUUUUACUCCUCAGCCAAAUCCAUGACUUCUGGCGCUUAGACUACUGGGAGGACGACUUGAGGAGGAGGAGAAGAUUCGUGAGGAAUCCCUUUGGGUCCACUCAUGCUGGAGUCUCUCUCAAGUCUCUGGAUGAAUACGGUACAGAGGAAGAGGAGGAGGAGCUGAAGUCCAAGAAGAGCUUCCGCAGUCAGUCUGUGGUCACGCAGAACCCGGAGGCGGAGCUAAUGCUGGAGGGAGAUGACGAUGCCGUCAGUUUGUUGCAGGAAAAAGAGAUCGACAAUCUCGCCGGCCCGGUUGUUCUGAGCACGCCGGCUCAGCUGGUGGCUCCGGUAGUGGUGGCUCGAGGAACCCUCUCCAUCACCACCACGGAAAUCUACUUCGAGGUGGACGAAGAGGAUCCUGCUUUCAAGAAAACGGACGCCAAAGUUCUGGCUUACACGGAGGGUUUGCACGGUAAAUGGAUGUUCAGCGAGAUCCGAGCGGUGUUCUCCAGGCGUUACCUGCUGCAGAACACGGGGCUGGAAGUCUUCAUGGCUAACAGAACAUCCGUGAUGUUUAACUUCCCUGACCAGGCCACGGUCAAACGGGUGGUGUACAGCCUUCCACGGGUGGGGGUGGGAACCAGCUACGGGUUACCACAAGCCAGACGCAUCUCCUUGGCGACGCCUCGUCAGCUCUUCAAGUCGUCCAACAUGACGCAGCGAUGGCAGAGGAGAGAAAUCUCCAACUUUGAGUACCUCAUGUUCCUUAACACCAUCGCAGGGAGGACCUACAAUGACCUGAACCAGUACCCGGUCUUUCCCUGGGUCCUGACCAACUACGAUUCAGAGGAACUGGAUCUCACUCUGCCCGGUAACUUCAGAGACCUUUCCAAGCCAAUCGGCGCCCUGAAUCCCAAGAGAGCGGCGUUCUACGCCGAGCACUAUGAGUCUUGGGACGACGACAGCACGCCCCCUCAUCACUACACAACGCUGUACUCCACUGCUCAUUCCACGCUGAUGUGGAUGCUCAGAAUAGAGCCCUUCACCACGUUUUUCCUUAAUGCCAACGACGCCAAGUUUGACCACCCGGAGAGAUCCUUUUCCGGGAUCGGCCGCGCUUGGAGGAACUGCCAGAGGGACACUGCUGAUGUGAAGGAGCUGAUCCCAGAGUUCUACUACCUCCCAGAAAUGUUUGUCAACAGUAACGAGUUUGAACUGGGCCUGCGAGACGAUGGAAUCCCUGUGUGCGACGUGGAGCUUCCUGUUUGGGCCAAGAAACCCGAAGACUUUGUUCGCAUUAAUCGCAUGGCGCUUGAGAGUGAGUUUGUGUCCUGCCAGCUUCACCAGUGGAUCGACCUGAUAUUUGGUUACAAGCAGCGAGGUCCAGAGGCAGUGCGGGCUCUGAACGUCUUCAAUUUCAUGUGCUACGAGGGGGCUGUCAACUUAGACAACCUGGAGGCGGUGCCGCGGGAGACAAUUGAAAACCAGAUUCAGGUGUGCGGCCAGGUGCCCUCACAGCUGCUGAUUGAGCCACACCCACCUCGCUCUUCAGCCAUGCACCUGUGUUUCCUUCCCCAGAGCCCUCUGAUGUUUAAGGAUCAGAUGCAGCAGGACGUCAUCAUGGUGCUCAAGUUCCCCUCCAACUCCCCCGUGACUCACGUCGCCGCCAACACGCUGCCGCACCUCAGCAUACCAGCGGCUGUCACCGUCACGUGCAGCCGGCUGUUUGCUGUAAACCGCUGGCACAACACAGUCGGUCUCCGUGGAGCUCCGGGAUACUCCCUGGAGCAGGCUCAUCAUCUACCCAUCGAGAUGGACCCGCUCAUAGCAAACAACUCAGGCGUAAACAAGCGUCAGAUCACUGACCUGGUGGACCAGAGCAUCCAAAUAAACACUCACUGCUUCGUGGUUACCGCUGACAACCGCUACAUCCUGGUCUGCGGCUUCUGGGACAAAAGCUUCAGAGUUUACUCGACUGAAACCGGAAAGCUGACCCAGAUCGUGUUCGGCCACUGGGACGUGGUGACCUGUCUGGCUCGGUCGGAGUCCUACAUCGGAGGAGACUGUUACAUAGUGUCGGGCUCCAGAGACGCCACGCUCCUCCUGUGGUACUGGAGCGGACGGCACCACAUUAUAGGGGACAAUCCCAACAACAGUGACUAUCCCGCUCCCAGAGCAGUGCUGACAGGACACGACCACGAGGUGGUGUGUGUGUCUGUGUGUGCAGAGCUGGGGUUGGUUAUCAGUGGAGCCAAAGAGGGCCCGUGCCUCGUCCACACCAUCACCGGCGACCUGCUUCGGGCUCUGGAGGGCCCGGAGCUGUGCCAGCGGCCGCGCCUCAUCUCAGUGUCCAGCGAGGGCCACUGCAUCAUCUACUACGAGAGGGGUCGCUUCUGCAACUUCAGCAUAAACGGCAAACUGCUGGCCCAGAUGGAAGUCAAUGAUUCCACGCGGGCCAUCUUGCUGAGCAGCGAUGGGCAGAACUUAGUGACCGGAGGGGAUAAUGGAGUCGUGGAGGUGUGGCAGGCGUGCGACUUUAAACAGCUUUAUAUUUAUCCAGGCUGUGACGCCGGCAUCCGCGCCAUGGACCUUUCACACGACCAGAGGACUUUGAUCACCGGCAUGGCCUCUGGCAGCAUCGUGGCGUUCAACAUAGACUUCAACCGCUGGCACUACGAACACCAGAACAGGUACUGAGGUGGACCGCCAGAGGAAGAGGAGGACCGCGGAAAGAAAACAAGAAGCGAUACAUUUGGGUGUGUAUCUGCGACGUGGAGAAGCCACCGGUGCUGAGACGGAGAAUUUAAAAAAAAAAAAUACAUUAAAAAAAAACAAGAACUCCAGCUGAGGCCUCCUGCUUUGAGGCAGAGAGAGCGCGCUGGUGGAAACGGCUUCCUCUGUGCAUACAUGUACGUAUGAAAACCCACAGACAUCAUACCCAGAAGAGACACACCCAACCCAGCUAAUACAGAUUGCAGUGUGGGGGAUGGGGGGCGAGGAGCACCCCACUGGUACCACACGGGGCAGGCGGAGGGAAAUUUUGUCUUUAUUUUGCAAACAUUUUCACUUAGGUGGUAAUUCUUCAAAAUUUUCAUUCAUAAUAGAGAAGAUGUAAGUGAGCACCCCCGCUAUAAUCGGUGCUAUUGGCUCGAUUUUUAAAUUCAGUGGCGUUGAUUUAGCCGUUUUAUCCGCCUGAGUUCAUGUUCGGUUUACCCACAGCAAGGGUUCCAUCCAUGUAAAUACGGCUCUGCUUCCUUUAGAGUCACAUUUUCACGACACCAACUGUGCUUCUCACCUUUAAUUUAUUAAUGACUUCUUGCUGUAUGUACAAUACUGUGUAAUAAUUGAGAAAAGAUGGACCGGCUUGGAGGACGACGGCGAUUGCGAGAUGAGGAGGCGGUCUUGCCGGCGCCACCAAGGAUGACAAACACAACUCUGACAUGAUUUCCUUUGUAUAUUCGGUGAUUGUUUUGUCAAAUAUGUACAUAUAGUUUUGGUUCAGGCUUGGCAGGAGAUUCAGCUGAAUAAGACCGAAAGAAACUUUCACACUUAACCCACAUUUGUUAAUGAUUUAAAGAAAAAAAAGGAUCAAAUCAAUGUAAAAGUUUGUUUUGUAUUUGCACUUUGCACCAAUCACAUAUCAUUAUUUAUUAGCUUCUUUCUGGUCGGCUGCCCGUUUUGUUUUGGUCCAUCUUAUUUUUAUUUUUUAUUUUUUUGUUUUUCUUGGGGAUUAUUUGUGCAUUGAUGUUUGUAUUUAAGACGUGUGAUUCUCAGUUUUACAACAUCACAGCUGUAAGCAAUAUCAUGAUUUUUUGUAGCUGAUAGAGGCUGGAGGGAGCAGACAAAAGGCAGGCUGACAUCUAGGGGGUUCCGUAUGUGUGAAGCCAUCUCGAUCAAACGCGCACAUGCACAUACUCUAUCCACAGGUUCAACUUACUUAUCCAAAAAAAAAGGUUAAAUAUUUUUGGAUCUAUGAAACCCUAAAAAAAACUAUUGUAUUCAUGUUUUAUUGCAAAGAUGUAAAUUAUGACAUGCGUGAGUUGGAAAAAAAAAUCAUAAGAAAAAUAAAAUAUGCAAAGAAUUUGA